Pelobates fuscus (common spadefoot toad) is the source of this 730-nucleotide messenger RNA. Its product is annotated as C-type natriuretic peptide 1-like. Gene Ontology annotation, molecular function: hormone activity. The transcript has 3 exons. NCBI's taxonomy places the organism in Eukaryota, Metazoa, Chordata, Amphibia, Anura, Pelobatidae. Gene Ontology annotation, biological process: cGMP biosynthetic process; receptor guanylyl cyclase signaling pathway. The record is from RefSeq and is a predicted model, not a curated record. The coding region runs from base 51 to 443 and encodes 130 amino acids. Gene Ontology annotation, cellular component: extracellular region.
AAACAUCUCCACAAAGAGACGCAGGACAUUACUAAGAUUGCACACAGAAAAUGAUGACUUGCAGAAUAUUUAGUUGCUCUUCUGUUUUUGUGCUUCUUGUCCUUCUGAAAGAUCAUGCAAGAGCCAAACCAUUGCCUGACCUGCAGAGUCUGUCCAGAUUAUUAGAGGAUAAUUUUGAGCACUCCUUUGGCUAUGAAGAGCCUGAACAUGAAAAUGUGGAUCUGGAGCCCACAGACCAGCAGGAAUCAGACCAUCAGUGGAGCAGGACCAGGCUUGAGCCAGCAGGAAGUUCCCAUCUCAGUGAGAUCUCCCUUCAGCAGCUCCUCAAUGACCCACUGGGAUCCUCGAGAAGAUACCGGCUAAGGAGCAAAAAGGGCAUUUCCAGGGGAUGUUUCGGAGUUAAACUGGACAGGAUUGGGUCCUUGAGUGGUCUUGGCUGCUAAAUCCAUUUGAACCCAAUGGAUCUAGACAGAAGAUCUCGCCAUUUACGGACAAUCUGUUGGGAGGAAAGAAUACGAAAGCAGGAAUGUAAACAUUAAAGUCCAUGGAUCAUUGAGCGUCUCAUGUCACGAAGCCGCCAAAACAGACGCUUUUAUUUUUCCAUAUGUAAUGAACGCCCCAUUUUGUAAUGUGAAAAAUCUGACUUUAAUUUAUAUUUUCUUCUAUAUAUACAUGUGCAAUAAGCAACUGCCUGUAUGUCUCUGAUAUUCAACAUAUCAAUCUAUAAAUA